Polypterus senegalus (gray bichir) is the source of this 3895-nucleotide messenger RNA. It is a transcript of the gene lamp1a, whose product is annotated as lysosomal associated membrane protein 1a. Bases 127 to 1407 code for a protein of 426 amino acids. Gene Ontology annotation, cellular component: membrane. The transcript has 9 exons. NCBI's taxonomy places the organism in Eukaryota, Metazoa, Chordata, Cladistia, Polypteriformes, Polypteridae. The record is from RefSeq and is a predicted model, not a curated record.
CGAGACCUCCGAGUCCAGCGAGCGGAGAGUGUUGUUGGCAGUAAUCGUCUUGCUUGUGGGAGAAGUCGGAGUUUCGUUGUUUGUUUUUCCUUUUCUUAUUUUUUCCUGUUAAACUGUCUGUCGUUCAUGUGCUGUGGCUGCAUUCCUGGCUCCGACAACAUGGCCUUCCUCUCCAGUAAACAACUCCUCUUGAUUGGAAUGACACUGGGACUUCUAAACACUGUCUGUGCUGUAUCAUUCGAAGUGAAGGAUGAGAAGAACACAACAUGCAUAAAAGCUGAGCUUUCAGCAAAUUUUUCUGUCCAGUUUGAACAGAAUGACAAAAAUAUGAGCAUUGCAGUGAUAGUUCUCCCAGAAGAUGCAAAAGUAGGUAAUCUGAGCACUUGUGGUAAUACAACUACAGGCCCACUCUUGGUCAUUGUCUUUGGAGCUGGCCAUGAACUCGGCAUAAACUUCUCUUCAAGUUCUUCAACGUACAUGGUGAAAACGUUGGUGGUUACCUUCAAUCUUUCUGACAGUACUGUAUUUCCAAACUCAAGUUCUAAAGGCCAAGUGAGUGACUCCACAAACUCAGUUGAUAUCCAGGCUCCACUGAAUACCACUUACCACUGUGUGAGUGUUCAGCAUGUAAUGUUGAAGAAUGUCAAUAUCUCGUUCAGUAAUAUGAGACUGGAAGCCUAUCUGCACAGUUCAAACUUCAGCAAAGAUGAAAGUGUAUGCUCUGCUGAUCUUCCAUCUACUCCUGCACCAAAAACUACUCCGGCAACUACUCCUUCACCAACAACCGCACCUUUGCCAAACCCAACCCCAAAAACGUAUAAUGUCACAAAUGUCAAUGGGACUUGCCUUCUGGCCAAAAUGGGACUUCAACUUAAUAUUACCAUUACUCCACCAUCGGAAAACAAGACUGAAUCCCUUCUUGUGAACAUUCAACCCAACAAAACUAUAGCAACUGGAUCCUGUGGCAGUCAAAAUGCAUCUCUUGUUUUAAGUGACGGCAGUGUAACAAAUUUAACAUUCGUGUUUAUGCUGAAUAACACUUUAAAGAAGUUCUUCUUGAGUGGAAUCACCGUUGACACAAUCUUAAAUGCAGCUGAAAAAAAGUUUCAUGCCGAGAACAACAGUCUGAGCUAUCUGCGAGCAUCUUUUGGAAAGUCCUACACAUGCAAAGCUGAGCAAACUCUGUUAGUCUCACCUGAUUUUUCGGUCAAUGCCUUUGACCUCCAGAUUCAGCCUUUUGGAGUUCAUGAAGGCCAGUUUAGUGCAGUGGAGGAAUGUCAGAUGGAUGAAGACAACAUGCUCAUCCCAAUCAUAGUGGGUGCUGCACUGGCUGGAUUAGUUUUGAUAGUGCUGAUUGCCUACCUUAUAGGCAGGAAGAGAAGUCAUGCUGGCUAUCAAACCAUUUAAACAACUAAAUGAUCUGUCACUUAUUGAAUAGUCAAACCUAUCUACCACUGUAACUAACAGGCUCUUGCAAGAAGUUGGUACACGUACUUUUAAAGUCUACAAAUAAAACAGACAAACAUAAGGGAGCUUCUAGUUGGCUUAAUCUGCUUCUGGGCAGGAUUUACCUGCUGAACCUGGCAUCUGCAGUGUUGUUGUUUUUACUAAACUAUGGUUUGUGAAUUUUGUUCACCUUUCUCUUUUCUUUUUGAGCUUUUCCUAGGCUGAGAUUUUGUUACAUGUUGGACUGUUGAGUACAGUUGAAAUAGCAAUACUGCAGUGUCUGAAUUGGAACUCACAAGACAUUGAAUACACUAAACUGACAAAUGUAACUGUUUCUGCUAAUAUGAGAGCAUGGUGCAGUAUUAAGUCUUAAUUAUAAAUGGUCAUUGGAUACAUAAAUGUUACCUUCAUAGUCCAAGGGUGGUAAGUAUUGUAUUAUUGUAAAGAAACAUUGAGGGGAAACUCCUUUAUGUAUCAUUUUGGGGUUAAAUAAGUGUUUCUUUUCACAAUUCUUGGGAUUGCUGUAUAAUUUUUGGAAUUGCCUCUUUUGAAUGAAGCUUUUUUUUUUCCUUCUUAAAGCUUCUCAGACUUGUUUGGUUAGCAGAAACAAAUGGUAGUUUUAAAGGGAAGCAUGAACAUCAUUCCAUUUAUAGAUUUUUAAGAGACUAAAUUUGAUUGCUGCAUAUUUUCUUUUGGUUGGCUGUUUUCAUGAUUGUUCUGGUUUUAGUUUUUAGUUGUGCUUAGGGAUAAUUUUCAGGUUUUUUUUUUUUAUCCUGCCUUUGUUGUGGUGUGCAAGAGUUCCAGAGAGAUGCUACAUUUUAGUAACCUGACUUGAAUUCACUUGCUUAUCAAUAACUGGUACGUUUUGUAACAACUGGAAUAAGAACAGCCACUGCAAGUUUCCACUUACACUCUUGUUGUCUGCAGCCUGUUUAUAAUAAUUUAAGUGGGAAGAAGAAAACCGUACCCCAAUAGAAGGGUGUUUUUGUUUUUUGUAUUUUUUGUUUAAACCACCAACCAUUGAUGGUCAACACUAAAGACAAACCAAUGUCAAGAAAUUUAAAAAUCUUAAUGCAUUAUUUAAUUUUACUAGCUGUAUGUCAAUCUCUUCAUUCAUGUUUGUGCUACAGUUUGGAGAAAAUUUGAGUUUGCUGUUUUACUGUGCUUAAGAAGAGAAUUCUGGAGAUCUAAGUUUGUACUCCUCACCCAUCUGCUCCAUUUGCAAAAUGAGGAUUAGUCCAAACAGUGACCCAUUUAAGCCACCGGGGUCAAUAAUAUGACCUUCCAACUCUCCUUUCAAAUGUACUCUGUCUGCUGCUACUGCAAGUUGACUAGUUUUAGAUGGCUGGCAGCUCAGAGAUGUUUUAUUGCACAUGAAAAGAGCAAUCCUUGCGUAUUUUGCCAGCCUUAAUGUUGAUGCCUGCUGUUGACUGCUUUAAAAGUUUACUUUCUUCCCAGAGUCAGUAUGACAGCUUGUACCCCUCAAUAUUCUAAAUUCAGUGACUUCAGUGUGUACAAUACAUAUAUAAUUUUCCCCGUCCUAGAUUUUCUCCUAGUAAUUCUGUCGUCUUGUUUUUCUUUCACAUUUUCUUCAUCUGUUUGGAAUAUUGUUUUAGACUUGAGUUCUCAGUGAGUAAAUAUCCUGAUUCUCUCUCUCUCUCUCCCCCCAUCAUGUGGCAGCAUCCCAGCACCCAUUUGGUUUUUCUUGACAACAGGGAAAAGUAGCUGCAUGUAUACUCCAGCUUAUUUGUGGGGCUACCCUUGAUUCUUCUAGAUUGCUCUCUAAUCAAAAUCUCCUACGUGUUUGGAAGUUGGAGUCAAGAAAGGUGGGCAGUAAAUGGGCUUGUAUACUCCUAAAUGUAGGACUUUAUUGCCUAGAACAAGGGAUUGUGCAACAAAACAGUCAAGUGCGUGUCUUUGCAUAUUGCCUAUCGUGAAUAAACUACCAAAUGAGUUCUAGCAGUUCCACUAGCCUACAACAUUUUUCCAUCACAAAACGGGCAAAGGACAUGGAUGUGAAGUGAGUUAAUGUUACUUUUAUACGUAGAAUGUGGAUGUCAUUAAUCUGACAGCUUCUUUGAGGUGCCUUGACAGAAAGCCUGUUUGAAACCUUGGAACAUAAAAAAUAUCAUUAAGAAGCUUGUUAUGGCUUAUUUGUAAUUUAAGAAUAGAAUGGUAUAAUAAAGCAAAUGGUUGCUAUGUUGUGGUACUCAAGAAAACAUCUGAUGCUUACAAUUUUGACUUACCAUUUGCUUGCAUUUUAAGAGGAAAGUUUCAAAGAUCUGAGCUGAACUCCAGAACUUUAUUGCCCCUUUCAUUCAUGUGUAAUGGGCAGCAAUUGGGACAUAAACUGCCUAUGUUUUGUUAAUGCACUUAGCGUGAUGUUUUUAAGAAACUGUGUGAUUAUACAAGUUUAAAAUGAAAUACUAAUAAAUCAUUUUUCCAGGUG